UCUGGCGGCGGCUUCCAGACACCAGAAAAAUAAAAAAAACUUCGAACCAUUUUGCGCUCGAGCUUAAAAGAGAAGUCUUUAAACCACCAGUCUGAUGAUGAAGUGUACCAAAAGUCGAGUCCUAUUAAUGCUGGCCGUGCUAUCGGCAUCGUUAUCGUUAUCGAUAUGUGCACCAGCACCGCAGCAGGUCAACGUGGAGCUGGACUCUGCCUUGCAGGAUAGCAGUGAGCCGGAUUUGAAUCCCAUCAAUGCCGAGGAGGUAUUAGUUGGCCAAGAGCGCAACAAAAGAAAACUGCCCGAUGCCACGUUCGAGGCCAAGAACGCCGUGCUCGGCUUCGUCUUUGGCAAAAUCGACAAUUUCUUGGACACCAAGACGCGAGUGAUUGAGCAACUGGAUCGUGCCAAUAUUGAGAAGAAUAAGCAAUGGGACAUCAAGUCACCGGUUCCCAUCAAGGAUUUCCAGACCCUGAUCACGGCCGUCGUUUCGCCCAAGAUCCGUUCACUUGGAAAUAUUGCCAACGAUCUCACCACCGGUGUACUGACCACCAUCACAGCCUUUAGUGGCUCCUCGUCUGGAAAUGGAAAUCCCAAUGCUGGAUUGGGCAAUGUGGUGUCCAAGUUCCUUAGCUUCUCGGGACCAAUAUUGCAGGGUUCGUCCGGUGGUACUGGUGGCCUUGCCGGUGUCACGACACCUGCCCCCGAUUCGGAUGAGGCGGGAUAUUAA
Messenger RNA from Drosophila serrata, 724 nucleotides. RefSeq lists its product as uncharacterized. The record is from RefSeq and is a predicted model, not a curated record. Lineage: Eukaryota; Metazoa; Arthropoda; Insecta; Diptera; Drosophilidae.